UACGGCAGUGUGGCUGGAGCGGCUGCGAGGGGGCCGCGUUUUCAGCGUUGAGAGGAGUGAACCCGCGUAGCCAGCGUUGGCUGGGCCGGGAACCAUGGACGUGGGAGAACUUCUGAGCUACCAGCCCAACAGGGGCACAAAACGUCCCCGGGAUGAUGAAGAGGAGGAGCUGAAAAUGCGUCGGAGACAAGGUGGUACUCGUGAACGCGGCCGAUAUCGGGAAGAGGAAACGACUGUAGUAGAAGAAGCAGAUGAUGACAAAAAAAGGCUACUUCAGAUAAUUGAUAGAGAGGGAGAGGAGGAGGAGGAAGAGGAGGAACCACUGGAUGAAAGCUCAGUGAAGAAAAUGAUCCUCACAUUUGAAAAGAGAUCGUACAAAAACCAAGAGUUGCGGAUUAAGUUUCCAGACAAUCCAGAGAAGUUCAUGGAAUCCGAGCUGGACCUAAAUGACAUCAUUCAGGAGAUGCACGUGGUGGCCACCAUGCCAGACCUGUACCACCUUCUGGUGGAGCUGAAUGCUGUGCAGUCUCUUCUCGGGUUGCUUGGACACGAUAAUACAGAUGUGUCCAUAGCAGUGGUUGAUUUGCUUCAGGAAUUAACAGAUAUAGACACCCUCCAUGAGAGUGAAGAGGGAGCAGAAGUGCUCAUCGAUGCUUUGGUGGACGGGCAAGUGGUGGCACUGCUGGUGCAGAAUUUGGAGCGCCUGGAUGAAUCUGUGAAAGAAGAGGCAAAUGGUGUCCACAACACUCUCGCUAUUGUGGAAAACAUGGCUGAAUUCCGGCCUGAGAUGUGUACAGAGGCGGCCCAGCAGGGGCUUCUGCAGUGGCUGCUGAAGAGGCUGAAGGCAAAGAUGCCUUUUGAUGCCAACAAACUGUAUUGCAGUGAAGUGCUGGCCAUAUUGCUCCAGGACAACGAUGAAAACAGGGAAUUGCUUGGGGAGCUGGAUGGAAUCGAUGUGCUUCUUCAGCAGUUAUCCGUGUUUAAAAGACACAAUCCCAGCACGGCUGAGGAGCAGGAGAUGAUGGAGAACCUGUUUGAUUCACUCUGUUCCUGCCUGAUGCUCAGUUCCAAUCGUGAGCGCUUCCUGAAGGGUGAGGGGCUUCAGCUGAUGAAUCUCAUGCUCAGAGAAAAGAAGAUCUCCAGGAGCAGUGCCCUGAAAGUGCUGGACCAUGCCAUGAUUGGACCUGAGGGCACGGACAAUUGCCAUAAAUUUGUUGACAUUCUUGGCUUACGAACCAUCUUUCCUCUCUUUAUGAAAUCUCCCAGGAAGAUCAAGAAAGUGGGGACCACUGAGAAGGAACAUGAAGAGCAUGUCUGUUCGAUCCUGGCUUCCCUCCUUCGGAACCUGAGAGGGCAACAGCGGACUCGGCUUCUGAAUAAAUUUACUGAAAAUGACAGUGAGAAGGUUGACAGACUGAUGGAGUUGCAUUUUAAAUAUCUGGAUGCAAUGCAGGUGGCUGACAAGAAGAUUGAAGGGGAAAAACAUACCAACUCCCAGCCAGAUGAUUAUAAGGUAAGUUGUACUGAUAGCCAUUUUGGAGUUUCAGAUACCCUUAGAAGUUCUUUCAGGUGUCAGGUUCUGCUUCCUCAAACACAGGUAUCCAAGGAAACAUAUUAAGUCCUUAACUCAAGAUCAGUUUUUUAUUUGGUAUCUUGUAAACUCAGAAAAGGAAUUAGAAAUUCAUUAAUUCAUUAUAAGUUGACCCCAUCCAUACAUAGUAAAACAGGGCUGGGAAGCUGAGGAGUGGAGAAUGAAGGUGAUACAUGCCAUCCUACUUCUUUUUAAAAUGGACUAAAACUUGAGAAAAUGUACCUAAAAUAACUGUGCUCAUACUUUCUUCCUUAUUUUCCUUCAGAAUGGUACAUAAGCAUCCUGCUUCUUUUAUUUGCCUUUAAACACUGAGUACACGUUUCUGCUCGGCUUUCCUGAAGCCAUUCAGUGGACUAUUCCAUGCCCCCGAGUUGUACCAAGCUAGAUAAAGUGCUAUCCUGACAGCAGUCAGCAUCUCUGCAUGCUGGUUUCUGUGACGCUUCUGAAACUGUCAGGGCAGAAACUUCGUCUUCAGAAGCCAAUGUCUAUUUCAUCUUUGUGCAUGUUUAACGCAGCGAUGGUGAUGCCUUUCUUGGAGAUGAGCUAUAGUCAUAUCUCAGAUCUACAUUUGAAAAUUUCACUUUCAAAUCAUGUAGCCGUAUGUUUAAAAGUAGAAUGUUGAAUUGAAUGUUGUCAGAGUCUUGAAGUUCUGGGGAAAGAGGAAAAAAAUGGGGUUUGGCAUUGCUCUCUUGGAUCCAUCCUUUCUAGAUGACAUUAUUUAGAGAAACUGGAGAGUACAGUGUGUAACUGCCUGAUUAAAAGAAGAUCAGAUUGUGGGGAAGAGUGUGAAAGAA
Messenger RNA from Trichechus manatus latirostris (Florida manatee), 2385 nucleotides. It is a transcript of the gene CTNNBL1, whose product is annotated as catenin beta like 1. The coding region runs from base 95 to 1618 and encodes 507 amino acids. The record is from RefSeq and is a predicted model, not a curated record. Lineage: Eukaryota; Metazoa; Chordata; Mammalia; Sirenia; Trichechidae. The transcript has 14 exons. Gene Ontology annotation, cellular component: spliceosomal complex.